Hypomesus transpacificus is the source of this 1763-nucleotide messenger RNA. RefSeq names its product calmegin. NCBI's taxonomy places the organism in Eukaryota, Metazoa, Chordata, Actinopteri, Osmeriformes, Osmeridae. The record is from RefSeq and is a predicted model, not a curated record. Gene Ontology annotation, cellular component: endoplasmic reticulum membrane; endoplasmic reticulum. Gene Ontology annotation, molecular function: calcium ion binding. The transcript is spliced from 12 exons. Bases 44 to 1249 code for a protein of 401 amino acids. Gene Ontology annotation, biological process: protein folding.
UGGUGUGUCAAAGCCUUGCGGUAACAAAAGAAGCCCUCACAAGAUGCUAAUGCUGACCUGUUUGCUGUUGGCCUGUGUGUCAUCGUGGUGCUCCACUGAGGCCCAGACUUCCUACAUCUCUCCUCCUGUCCCAGAGAGAGCUCAUUUUGCGGAGUCGUUUGACUCUGGUCCUCUGGACAGGAGGUGGGUUCGUUCCCAGGCUGUCAGAGAGGAGGAUACCGUCUCUCUCUUGUAUGAUGGGGACUGGGCCAUAGAGGAGCGAGAGGCAGAAAUGCACCCUGGGAACAAAGCUCUGGUGAUGAAGUCAUCUGGGAGACACCACGCUGUUGCUGCCUACUUACACACACCCUUCCACUUCAGAAACUCACCGCUCUGCCUGCAGUACGAGGUGAUGUUUAUGGAAGGGGUAGAGUGUAGUGGAGCGUACAUCAAGCUGUUGUCUCUCUCUGAUCAACUCAGACUGAGCCAGUUCAGUGAUGUCACUCCCUACUCUGUCAUGUUUGGACCUGACAUGUGCGGCGGCAACCACAAAAUGCACCUCAUCGUCACGGUAACAGAUCCUCGCACGGGCCAACGGCAGCAGAGACACGCCCCUCAGCCCGACGGCGACCUGAAGGGCUAUUUCACGGAUCGCAAAUCCCACCUCUACACUCUCCGUCUCUUCCCAGAUGGCAAAUAUGAGAUUCUCAUUGACCUGUCACUUAUCAGUGAGGGAAUCCUUCAAACAGACAUGGACCACCCCUCAGAAUUUCCUCAAAGCCAAUCAAUACCCAACAUUAAGCCACCCAGCCAAUCAGAGGGUCUGGGCCUUGGUUCUGUGGAGGCGCUGGGUCUGGAGCUAUGGUCUCUGAGGGGGCAAGUGAUGUUUGACAACAUCCUGUUGUGCAGCAAUUUGGAGUUAGCUCAACAAUGGACACAGGAUACUUGGGAAAAAAGAUAUAUGCCCAGUCUCCUGGAGCGCCUCCUGUUGGCCACGGCCGCGCGCCCAUGGCUCUGGGGCGUCUACGUCUUCACCGUCGGCCUUCCCACCAUCCUCUUCAUCAGCUUCAUGUGGCCCGACAAGAGAUUUGGCCCCCCUGACCAGGACUACUACUAUAAGAAGUCAGAUGAGCUGCAACCAGAUGAUCCCCAAGACUCUGAACUACCCAGAAGCCCUCAGGAAUAUGGAUCAGUGAGAGGAGCAGUAGCCAGGAAGAGAGAUUCUCAGAGGGCUCAGAAAAAAUCUGACCUGGAGCUAAAAGCUCGGUGAGCAGACUAUCUCCAAGUAAUUCAAGAGGUGACUUCCAAGCUGCACGGUUACAGUAUUCAAAAGCUGUGAUAGAGUAUGUGUGUGUAUAUACUGUAUGUGUAAAGAGAUGAGUCAAAUUCUUUGUUUUUAUCAUUAAAAUCCUUGAGACAAUCGAUACAAUUCCAAUAACAAUCCAGUUAUUAAGUUGUUAUCCUAAAAACUCUCUAAACGUCCUAAAUCUGGAGUUCGUUCAUGGGUACCAUCCAAACAAUCAUGAAUUACUCCAAAUUGCAAAGAAACAUUUUGAUAAGGAAUGCUUUAUUAUUGGUUGGCUUAUCUGACAACAUGUUUACAGUUAGAGACUUAUGGUUUGACUGGAAAUGAAGUGUGUCAACAUGCAUUUACAUGCCCUUUGCACGUUUAUUGGUGUUUGUCACUUGAUUAUGGAUAGCAUGGCAACUUUUUGAUUGACAUUGUACAGUCUAACAAUCUAUGUAAAAUAAAUUCCCAUUUGGAGCAGCCAAUGGGUGAAUGC